UCGAGCGUCUCCCUGAAUGAUGCCAUUUGAAGCACGGCUUCUGCUGAUAAGCGUGGGACCAUCUGCUUGGCACAUCUCAAAUAUUUUCAGCAGUGGGAGAGCGGUUCUGCUUUCUUCAGGGAAGGAGGCUGCCGCCGUCCUUGGAGACGUGGGACCGGAGACCCUGCAGGCUGGCAGGGUGGCGGGGCCCCAGGACGCGAAGGGACGCCGUCCCUGCUGUCACCUCUGACCCUCCCUGAGCAAAUGGAGCUAGUGAGUCUGCGCCCCAGGUUUGAAUUGUUCAGCCGUUCUUGGCAACCAGAGUAAGAUCUUCCCUCUUCAAGAACCUAGUGCCCGGUGAACUCUCUCUGUGCCAGCUGUUGUGACGAAAAUUACCUGAAGAGCCCCUGCCUGAGGCCUCCUCAUGGAUGAGUCGAACGUGACGUCAUUCGUCGAUGAGAAGUUCACCAACGCCUCCACCGCCAGGAAUACCUCGGCUGGAGACCUGCGUCGGGAAAUCCCAAUUGUGCACUGGGUAAUUAUGAGCAUCUCCCCUCUGGGCUUUGUCGAAAAUGGAAUCCUCCUCUGGUUCCUCUGCUUCCGGAUGAGAAGAAAUCCCUUCACGGUCUACAUCACCCACUUGUCUAUUGCAGACAUCUCAUUGCUCUUUUGUAUUUUUAUUCUGUCUGUUGACUAUGCCUUAGAUUAUGAGCUCUCUUCGGGCUAUUACUACACGAUCGUCACAUUAUCAGUGACUUUUCUGUUUGGCUACAACACGGGCCUCUAUCUGUUGACGGCCAUUAGUGUGGAGAGGUGCCUGUCUGUCCUCUACCCCAUCUGGUACCGAUGUCAUCGCCCCAAGCACCAGUCGGCAUUUGUCUGUGCCCUCCUGUGGGCACUUUCGUGCUUGGUAACCACCAUGGAGUAUGUCAUGUGCAUUGACAGUGAAGGGCAGAGUCACUCUCAAAGUGACUGCAGGGCGGUGAUCAUCUUCAUUGCCAUUCUGAGUUUCCUGGUCUUCACUCCCCUCAUGGUGGUGUCCAGCACCAUCCUAGUGAUUAAGAUCCGAAAGAACACGUGGACGGCCCAUUCCUCAAAGCUGUACAUAGUCAUCAUGGUCACCAUCAUCAUCUUCCUCAUUUUUGCUAUGCCCAUGAGGCUCCUCUAUCUGCUCUAUUAUGAAUAUUGGUCAGCCUUUGGAAACUUGCACCAUAUUUCUCUUCUCUUCUCCACAAUCAACAGCAGUGCCAACCCUUUUAUUUACUUCUUCGUGGGCAGCAGUAAGAAAAAGCGGUUCAAGGAGUCCUUAAAAGUGGUUCUGACCAGGGCUUUCAAAGAUGAAAUGCAACCCAGGCGCCAGGAAGACAAUGGCAACACCACCACAAUUGAGACUGUGGUCUGAGGACAGUGGCAGGAAACCAUGGACAAAAAUGGUGGGGCACAGAUUAUUUGUACUUUGUGCUUGGACUACCACUUCAGUGUGUCCUAAAUAUGGCACGGAAGGAUGCCUCAUCACCUGCAUGAGAUACUCAUUGAUGAUAAGACCCUAUCCUUGUACUGUAUCUUCUGAAAAAACUCAAAAUAUGUUGGACCUCUAUCAUUUCUGUACCUAUGAAGAAACCUUCGGUUCCUCCUCAGCUCUUCCAGCAGCACUUCCCAUGAAUUGUAGAAAUUACUCUGGCAAGAAC
Molecule: messenger RNA, 1667 nt
Organism: Mustela erminea (ermine)
Lineage: Eukaryota; Metazoa; Chordata; Mammalia; Carnivora; Mustelidae
Gene: MAS1
Product: MAS1 proto-oncogene, G protein-coupled receptor
Exons: 2
Coding region: 404-1381 (325 amino acids)
Biological process (GO): G protein-coupled receptor signaling pathway
Cellular component (GO): membrane
Molecular function (GO): angiotensin receptor activity
Source: RefSeq, a predicted model, not a curated record